This is a messenger RNA of Oryzias latipes (Japanese medaka), 1259 nucleotides long. RefSeq names its product cyclin H (gene ccnh). The record is from RefSeq and is a predicted model, not a curated record. Gene Ontology annotation, biological process: DNA-templated transcription; regulation of transcription by RNA polymerase II. Gene Ontology annotation, molecular function: cyclin-dependent protein serine/threonine kinase regulator activity. NCBI's taxonomy places the organism in Eukaryota, Metazoa, Chordata, Actinopteri, Beloniformes, Adrianichthyidae. Gene Ontology annotation, cellular component: transcription factor TFIIK complex.
UACGUAAAUAUCGCGCGACGUCCUCACUACUACUUGGGGGUGAACAACACACAGCCCGAUUUAACUACUUUUACACUACGCUGAUUACUUUAAUCGUUCAAGGAUUUCCGUGUGGUAAAAUACAUAAAGCUACUUUAGGAUUAUGUUGUGGUUUUAGCUCUCGUAAAUCAGAAGCCGCCAUGUAUCACAACAGCUCUCAGCGAAAGUACUGGAUCUUCAAAAGUGAGGCUGAACUUGAGCAGAAAAGAUGCAGUGCCAAUGAGGCAUUUCGUAAAAAAGUCAUAGAAAGUGGGAAGGCAGGUAUGUAUGAGUCCAUGUUCUUGAAACGGAACGAAGAAGACGUUUUAUUCCGCCAUUAUGAGAGGAGACUCCUGGACUUCUGCAGCGCUUUUAAGCCUCCAAUGCCCAAGUCUGUUGUGGGCACUGCCAUCAUGUACUUCCGGAGGUUCUACCUCAACAACUCUGUUAUGGAGCACCACCCAAGGAUCAUCAUGCUGACGUGUGCAUACCUGGCCUGCAAAGUGGACGAGUUCAACGUGUCCAGCACCCAGUUUGUGGGCAAUCUCCUGCAUGAGACGCCAGCUGGACAAGAACGGGUUCUUCAGCAAAUCCUGGAGUAUGAACUGCUGUUAAUCCAACAACUCAGUUUUCAUCUCGUGGUCCACAACCCCUACAGACCGCUAGAGGGUUUGCUCAUCGACCUCAAGACUCGCUAUCCUGCACUGGAGAACCCAGAGUCACUGAGGAAGAGUGCUGAUGACUUUCUGACCCAGGCGGUCAUGACGGAUGCCGGACUGCUGUGUUCUCCCUCUCAGAUCGCUCUGACAGCUAUUCUGAAUAGCGCUUUAAGAGCUGGCCUCAGCAUGGAAAGCUACCUGACUGAGUGCUUGGGACUGAAAGACGACAAAGAUUCCCUCUCAAAGAUUUUCGACUUAAUGAGGCGAACAAAAAGCCUCCUCAAGAAGUAUGAGCUCCCCAAAGCAGAGGAGGUGAACGUUUACAAACAGAAGCUGGAGAGGAUUCAUGCAGAGUUUAGCAGUUCAAGCAAUAAACGAAAGAAAGGCUAUGAAGACGACGGCCAUGUAGCAAAAGAGGCACGACUAGAAGAGGAAUGGACUGAUGAAGAUCUCUUAUGAGGAUUACGCAUCUGUGGCAUCAAGUAUUCACAUUAUUUUCUAACCUGAUUCUAUUACAAAUGCAGUUUGAGUUUGUUUGUUGGUCCUUUUUUUGCACAAAGAAUAAAGUUUUUCUUAAUCGUU